Vespa mandarinia (Asian giant hornet) is the source of this 2735-nucleotide messenger RNA. RefSeq lists its product as uncharacterized. Gene Ontology annotation, molecular function: CoA-ligase activity. Lineage: Eukaryota; Metazoa; Arthropoda; Insecta; Hymenoptera; Vespidae. The record is from RefSeq and is a predicted model, not a curated record.
UCUUGUACUUACUAUAAGAGUAAGGACAACGUGUUCCUCUCUGCAGUCGUUAUUCGCAUCACGUAGAAUAUUGUUCUAAUAUCAAACGUUGAGAUCGUUUAAUGGAACGGUAGUAUAGUAUAAUAAAUUUAUCAUUGGUAAAAAGUAUAUAACCAUGGUCGCCGAUAAAUCGAUAAUCAAUGCUUCCGAUUUCAUUAUAAAGGAUAAUAUAUUGAAAGGCAAAGAUGAACCUUUAUCCACGGAAUAUACGAACGUCGGAAAAUUACUCUUGGAUAAAAUCAAGGCCAGACCCGACUUUGUUGGUCAGUUGGACAUUAUCACCGAAAAGACGUAUACCUUUGCGGAAAUGUUUGACCGUAUUGUAAAAUGUGCGCUUUGGUUGCGUCAACAAAGAAUCAAAGCUAAUGACGUGGUCGCCGUAUGCGCUCCCAAUAUUAUGGAUAGUUUUGCACCAUUCUUCGCUACCUUCUGCGUGGGAGCAAUCUUUACUCCCUGGAACCCCGCAAUGGAUAUACGUGAGGCACGUUACUUCAUGAAAUUAUCCGGUGCAAAAAUUGUUUUCGCGGACGAAAAUUCGGUAAGGACGAUAUUAGAAGCGGCAAAACUCGAUAAUAACAAUAUCAAGAUCGUCGUCUUUGGUAAAGCCUCGAAUGUAUUGUCUUUCUCGAAAGUACUCGAAGAACAUAGCAAGUCCGAAGUGGAGAAUUUUGAAUGUACACAAAUCGAUAAUAUUCACGAUACAGCGGCACUUCUUUAUUCAUCCGGCACAACUGGUCUUCCUAAAGGAGUUACAAUCUCGCAUUUCGCUCUUUUGUGUAAUUUAAUCAUGAGUAAUAAUUUCGGUACAAAUGGAAUUCCAUUUUGGGUAUCGUCAUACUUUUGGAUCAGUGGAGUUUUAUUAACCUUGAGUUGUACAGUUAAUUAUUGUCAGAGAUUACUUUAUUCUAAAUUCGAAGAGGAGAUGACGUGUAAAAUUAUAGAAAAAUAUAAGGUUACAUGGCUGUUUUUGUCACCUAGCAUGAUAAAUAGAUUAUUGAAAACGGAAUAUUUGAAAAAGUACGAUGUGUCCAGUAUUAAAAAAGUAUGUGUUGGUGGGGCUAUAUUUACCGCAGAAAGUCAAAUUAAGCUCCAAGAAUGCUUGUCAAAUGGCGAUGUCAUACAAAUGUACGGAAUGACCGAACUUUGUGGCAUUGUAACGAGUCAAAAGCCGAAUCACAAAGCAGGUACCAUUGGAACGGUAACAGAUAACGCACAAAUCAAGAUUAUCGACAUAGCGACAGGAAAUGCAUUAGGACCAAACAAGACAGGUGAACUUUUGGCAAAAUCAAUAAAGAUGACUAAGGGUUAUUACAAUAAUCCACAGGCAACCAAGGAUACGAUCGAUGCUGAUGGAUGGUUGCAUACCGGUGAUCUCGCGUAUUACGACGAGAACGGCGAACUUUUCAUUAUCGACAGACUGAAGGAGACAUUGAAGUACAGAGGUUUUCAAAUCUCACCGUCCGAAAUUGAGACUCUUUUGCAAUCUCAUCCCGAUGUUGUUGAGGUUGUUGUUGUUGGUGUUCCUCAUCUUCAGGACGAUGAGCAUCCCGUCGCUUUUAUUACCAAAGUUCCUGGUUCGAAGGUAUCCGAACAAGAGUUUCAAAAACUUGUGGCAAAUAAUAUGACGGAUUCCUAUCAUUUACGAGGAGGUGUGAAAUUUUUAGAAAAAAUGCCGUACACACCUUCCGGAAAAAUAGCCAGGAAAGAUCUUAAAGUAAUGGCUAAAAGUUACCAGGCCAAAUGAAUGUUGAAAUAUUUUCUUUAAUAGGAAGUUGAAAAUUUUCUAUUUUAUAAGUAAUAAUGAUAAUAAUAAAGAUAAAUGAAUUCUUGUAAGAUAUUAAUUAUUGUAGGUUUGUUAUUUUGGAAACAUAAAGAGAAAAAAUGCAAUUUGUUGUUACGUAAUCUCUUAUCUUAUCACCGUUGCAUAUCGAUACGGACAGUUAAAGAACAAAUAGUAUUUAUAAGGAUAUGCACGAUAAACGAUAAUUCGUAAUAAUAAUAAGCAAACAGUGAUACGAUACGAGGAUAUGCAACAAAUAGAUACGCAUUUAAAGACUAGUAACGUUAUGUAAGUUAUUACUACUGUAGCCAUCUACUUAUGUAGUAAUAUUGUCCUCGGUGGCACCUAAACAACAGGUGAAAAUAAAGUUUCGAAAAGAUGAAUCAUGGCAUUUUGGACAGGUGUCCACUAGUUAGCCAGCCUUAUCUGUGCUUGGUAACUUACUCAUCGCAUGUUCCUCGCUUUACGAUUUCAUUCACUAGACCGCAAAAGAGAAUUUCCUGCCAAUUCAUCUUUAUCUCAACGUCAUGAUUAAUAAGAGAGAAUAUAUAUGUAUUUUUAUAUCUGGCUCCAUGCCGUUUAGGAUACAGAGUCUGCUCGUUGGCUUUACGAGCAUGAUGACGAAUUCUCGAGGAGACCUGGAACGAAAUGUACUCUUUAGUCAUAGAGAUGCCAUCUAACAUGAAAACUCCGAACUAUAUUAUAAUUUGCUUGAUUUAAUCGAUAAAAAGGAUUGUAUAUUACCAUCUUUUCUCUUAAUAUUAUGGGACCGUUAGUUAAUUAUCUUUCACUCAAAGCGUAUUUAGUAACUUCAGCGACAAAAUAUGAAUUACAAGCGCAACCAAGAAACCAUGCAUCUAUCGUAUCUAAUGUAUAAGCUUGUGUUGCUUAUAUAAUAAAUGGUUUAGUGUAGAUA